AAUACUUAUUAUGUUGGUCUUAUGGCAUUUGAGCUUACAGAAAGGAACUCAUCUUAUGUCAUGGCUCUAAUUUGCAAGAACUUUUCCAAUAGGAAUGAUUUGCCAACAUUUCCUUACACUAAGAAUUUGUUUCCCUUACAAACUGAGCUACAAAAGAAGAAUCCUAAAGAAUUAGGUGAACUGCCAGAAGUGAAAUUUCCGAAUUUGGAGGAGAACUUGGAAAAAUCAAAUGUAAAUCAAAACUAUUUAGAAGCAAUCACGAAACAGUGCAAUGACUAUAAGUUGAAAAUAACCCCCAACUUUGAAGUUCUUGAAGUCAACUGCUAUAAUCCCAUCAAUGUCAAAGCCUCGUCAAGUGGCUCCUCAAAAAAUAAAAAUGAAGAUAACAUAAACUUGAGUUCUCCAGUAGAGUCUCACAACAUGCUAUCCCAGGCCCAUCUUCAGCAGCUUAGUGAUCAUAAGCAGCACGGGGCUUUCCAAAUUUCUGGAUAAAUUAAUAAUUGAAUCAAACAACUUCUAUUUUAAAGGGUAACUGUGUUUAGUAAAUAAUGUAAGCAACUACUUCACAGUAACUCCAAUACAGUGUCACAAAAUUACUAAAAAUCAUAUUAAGUUAAUUGGGAAUGGCAUCUUU
This is a messenger RNA of Vicia villosa (hairy vetch), 634 nucleotides long. RefSeq lists its product as uncharacterized. The record is from RefSeq and is a predicted model, not a curated record. The transcript has 2 exons. Bases 22 to 492 code for a protein of 156 amino acids. NCBI's taxonomy places the organism in Eukaryota, Viridiplantae, Streptophyta, Magnoliopsida, Fabales, Fabaceae.